AUCAACGGUGUCCGGCAUCUUGAAGCUUUUCAGACAUCGCUUUCCAAUCCCGCCCAACAACAGUCGGCCAGCAACUCUGCCACCACCACCCCUCCCAAUUGCCUCUAAAGCCUCCCCGGCUUUCGAACUCUCUCCUCCCCCGCUUUCUAUCCGGCACAUGCGAUGAUGCUGUCGCGGUCUACUCUUAGCCGAAGUGCGCCCCGUGCGCUCCAGGUUACCAACCGUCGUAGCAUGGCCUCUGCCAGCAAUCCCGGUCUCCAGUAUGAGGUCUCGGAUGCUGCUGGUGUGAAGAUUGCCAACCGGGAGGUCGCCGGUCCUACGAGCACCCUGGCGCUGGUUUCCAAGGCUGGUUCCCGCUACCAGCCCUUCCCUGGUUUCUCCGAGGCCCUCGACCGAUUCGCUUUUCAAUCUACAGUGAAGCGGUCAGCAUUGCGGAUCACUCGGGAGGUUGAGCUGCUAGGCGGUGCCUUUUCCUCGUCACAUUCGCGUGAGAACGUCGUCCUCACGACCAAGUUCCUUUCGAAUGACCUCCCAUACUUCACGGAGCUGUUGGCGGAAGUUGCUUCUCAAUCGAAGUUUGCAGCGUGGGAAUUGGACGAGCUCGUCGCCAACCUCCUCAAGCUCAGACAGCAAGCUAUUACUGCUGACCCUGAGUACCUUGGUAUCGAUGCCGCCCAUGGCUUGGCUUUCCACCGCGGCCUCGGUGACAACAUCACCCCUAACACCUCCGUCCCGUUUGAGAAGUACCUCUCCGUCGAGGCUCUCUCUGAGUUCGCCAAGGACGCCUACUCCAAGUCCAACAUUGCCCUCGUCGGCAGUGGCCCCAACUCCUCGGAGCUUUCUAGGUGGGCUGGUCAAUUUUUCCAGGGGCUCCCGACCACUGGCACCUCUGGUCAAUACAAGGUCCAGGACAAGGGGGCCUCGAAGUACCACGGUGGUGAGCAGCGCAUCUCCCACAAGUCCGAAAACGCUGUCGUGAUUGGUUUCCCCGGCUCCAGCGCAUUCGGCACCUCUGGCUACAAGCCCGAGGUUGCCGUCCUCGCUUCCCUCCUUGGUGGUGAGUCGACCAUCAAGUGGACUCCUGGCUUCUCGCUCCUGUCCCAGGCCACCCAGAGUUUCGCUCAGCUUCGUGUCUCGACCAAGAGCCACACCUACUCUGACGCCGGUCUCUUCACUAUUGCGCUCUCCGGAAACGCAGGCCAGGUCGCUACUGCCAGCAAGAACGUCGUUGAUGCUAUCAAGAAAGUCGCUGCUGGUGAGGUUGCCAGCGAGGAGAUCAAGAAGGCAGCUGCACUCGCCAAGUUCCGUUCUCUCGAGUCAGUCCAGACCCUCGAGACUGGGCUUGAGGCCUCUGGCUCCGCCCUGAUCAACGGCGGCAAGCCCUACCAGAUCGACGAGAUCGCCCAGAACAUUGACAACGUUACUGAGCAGCAGGUUAAGGAUCUUGCCAAGUCUUUCCUCUCCGGCAAGGCCUCCGUCGUCGCUGUUGGCGACCUCUUCCAGCUCCCGUAUGCCGAGGACCUGGGCCUGACUGUUUAAAUAUGUAUACCAUACGUGCUAGACUUGACUUGAUUGAAAAAAAAAAAAAAGGAAAAGAAAACCACCAAUACACCCCACCAAUUACUAUGUGUC
This is a messenger RNA of Aspergillus ruber CBS 135680, 1632 nucleotides long. Its product is annotated as ubiquinol--cytochrome-c reductase subunit 2. Gene Ontology annotation, cellular component: mitochondrion. Gene Ontology annotation, molecular function: metal ion binding. The transcript has 4 exons. The record is from RefSeq and is a predicted model, not a curated record. The coding region runs from base 163 to 1539 and encodes 458 amino acids. Lineage: Eukaryota; Fungi; Ascomycota; Eurotiomycetes; Eurotiales; Aspergillaceae.